AUGGAUAUCGACCCUCACUCUCACUUACUCCACUUGAGAAACUUCUCAUAUUUUUCCUACUUCUCUGAGUUGCACUACUCCGAUCAUACCGCUGCCACUGUUGUCGAGACCUUGGCCAUCUCCACUGUCUUCCUGGUGUCCGUGGCAGCAAACACGGGAGCUGCAGCCUUGGUAACCUGGGAGCGCAGACUGCUGGCCAACAAGACCAUCCUGACCCUCAACUUGUUUGUGGCCGACCUGCUGUUUGUCAGCAUGAUCCCCUUGAUAGUGGCAGUGCGCUGGACCGUGUCCUGGACGCUGGGGUUCACCGCCUGUCACACCGUGCUGUUUGUCAUCUGUAUGAGCGGCUCCGUCACCAUCACCACCCUGGCCUUCAUCAGCGUGGAGAGGGUCCAGGCGAUCCUCCGGAUGCAGACUGCGCCCUCUCUGAACCCCAGGAUGGUGACCGCCACCCUCAUCUUCAUCUGGGCCUUCUCUGCACUCACUGCUUUACCCCUCAGCCUCUUCUUCACUGUGAUGGAAGUUGAAUUUCCUGAGCAGCAAUGUCUACACAUCUGUACUCUCAAGUGGCCCGACUGGACAGGAGAAAUUGUUUGGAAUAUUUCCUUCGCCGCUCUGUGCUUCCUUCUCCCAGGACUCAUUAUUGUGGUCAGUUACAGCAAAAUAUUACAGAUUGCUAAAAGUUGCAGACGAGGACUCCAAACACGAGGUAAUCCGCUCCCAGUUGGUGAGUCUCCAGAGUACCACGUAUCCCGCCAGGACAUGAAGCUCUUCCGCACUCUCCUGGUCCUCGUCUUCUCCUUCCUGCUCAUGUGGAGUCCCAUUUUUAUCAACAUCUUCCUCAUCCUGACCAGAAACUUCUUCGGUCACCUGCACAUCUCCUCGACCGUGUUCUUCUGGGUGAUGACGUUCACACUGGUCAACUCGGCUCUCAAUCCUAUUCUCUACUCAGUCUGCCAGUUCAAGAACGGCUGGAGAAAGCUCUGCUGUGGUUCUGCCGUGGUGCCACUGCGAACAGAAACUUGUGGCAGUACUCGGAGGGGAAGGAUGAACCCGUGA
This is a messenger RNA of Paralichthys olivaceus (Japanese flounder), 1059 nucleotides long. Its product is annotated as free fatty acid receptor 4. NCBI's taxonomy places the organism in Eukaryota, Metazoa, Chordata, Actinopteri, Pleuronectiformes, Paralichthyidae. Gene Ontology annotation, biological process: cellular response to hormone stimulus; hormone secretion; G protein-coupled receptor signaling pathway. Gene Ontology annotation, cellular component: plasma membrane. Gene Ontology annotation, molecular function: fatty acid binding; peptide binding; taste receptor activity. The record is from RefSeq and is a predicted model, not a curated record.